GUUUAUGUCAGAGGAGAAUGACCUGCCGUCGUGUGCCACUUUAGUUUAUAUGUCUGCAGAGAGGUCAUACUUUGUGGUUUUAAACCCAACGAACAUGGUUUGUCUUUUGAGUUUUGUGCUGCUGCUGAGCGGCGCGGCUCCGCUGGCGGCGGCACCCACAGGGAGCAGCUACCUGCCGGGCACAGGCAGGUUCUGGCACAUUACAGACCUCCACCUGGACCCCACCUACCACCUGGCCCCUGACCCCACCAAGGUUUGCUUCUCCUCCAAAGGAGUCCCUGCAACCCACGCCGGCCUGUACGGGGACUUCCUGUGUGACUCUCCCUACCGCCUCAUCCAGUCAGCCUUCGCUCACAUGGCACCGCUCACACAGCCACAGGACUUCAUCAUAUGGACCGGUGACAGUCCACCUCAUGUCCCUGCAGAGGAGCUCUCUACAGACUUAGUGAUCCAGGUGAUCAGCAAUAUGACCCAGACCAUCAGACAGCACUUCCCCAACCUGACAGUCUACCCUGCCCUGGGAAACCAUGACUACUGGCCUCAGGACCAGAUGACGGCCUCCACUAAUGCCAUCUACAAAGCUGCUGCCCAGCUGUGGAAACCGUGGUUGCAGCCUGAAGCUCUGCUCACACUCUCACAAGGUGGUUUCUACUCCCAGCUGGUAAAACCUGGUUUGCGGGUGGUUAGUCUCAACACCAUCCUCUACUACGGUCCUGAUAAAGUCACGAGUAACAUGACAGACCCUGCUGGACAGUUCAAGUGGCUGGAGAAAACUCUGGGGAAAGCUUCUGAGAGCCUGGAGAAGGUGUACAUCAUAGCUCAUGUACCAGUGGGGUACCUGCCCUUUGCCAGAAACAUCACUGCUAUAAGAGAGAGCCACAACGAGAGGCUGGUUGCCAUCUGCAGAGAGUACAGUCACGUCAUUGCCGGACAUUUCUAUGGCCACACCCACCGUGACAGCAUCAUGGUGCUGUUGGACCAACAAGGUAAACCAGUGAAUUCUCUGUUUGUGUCACCGGCUGUUACACCGAUCAAACAUGUUUUGGAGCCCUACUCUAACAACCCAGCUUUCCGCAUGUACUUGUACAGCAGUAAGGACUACACUAUGUUGGAUAUCUGGCAGUACUAUUUGAAUCUGACGGAAGCCAACGAGAAACAAAGAUCUGACUGGAGGCUUGAAUAUAUCAUGACUGAAGCUUUUGGACUUACUGACCUGCUGCCACAAAGCCUGCUCCAGCUGGGCCUGAGCUUCAGGCUGCCGCAGACCAAAGCCUUUGACAAGUAUUUCAGUCACUACAUGGUCAGCUACAACAGCAGCAUCAUCUGUGGGGGAGACUGUAAGGUCAGCCAGGUGUGUGCCGUGCUCUACCUGGACCAGCUGUCCUACUCCAAAUGUGUUGCAAAAGGAGAAUGGUAGCGGAUAGAAACUGAAGGAUUGUCAUGGGAUUUGUUUCAAGACUCACAUUUAGUUUUUGAUUUUAGUUUAAAAUCUAGUUAUUUUUUUACUCUGCUAGAAUCAUGAAAAGGAGAAUGCCAUGCACUGGAUCUGCUCCUCCCUAAUAUUCAUCCAACUAUUUUACCUUUUAUGGUUUUUUUUACAAGUUUUACAAAUUGCACAGCUCCACAGUAAAUCAGUAGUUUAAUAUACUGAUGCAAUGUGAAAAAUAUUAGAAAUACUUUGAUAAUACUGAAUUGCAGCCUUCAAAGUGUAAAAAAGGCCUCUCAUUUGUCAUCUUACUCCUCUUCCUCUUAGUUUUACUUCAAGGGAGAAUGGUGGCAUGAAUGUGGAUGGAAGGAUUUAUCUAUCUCAGGAAUCUCAUUUAGCUUUUGAUUUUUAAAUGAUUUUUUAUUUUUUGUACUUAAUGAGAAAAAUCAUGAAAAAGGGUAUGCCAUGGUGCACAUGGAUGAAAAUGUAGGAUUCUUGAGGGAUUUGUCUCAGGAGUCACAUUCAUUUUUUUAUUUUUCAAAUGAUAUAUUUUGUUACCUAAAGGAUGGAGUUAUGAAAAGGGAAAUGGCACACAGUGCUUCUGCUGCGCCCAAAUAUUUAUCUGGGAAAAGAAAACGCAAUAUAACAAUUUUAAAUUUUUUUCCAAGAUGAUUUUUCAUCAGGUGAUAUUAGAUAUUUUAGUUUUUGGUAUGGAAACUUUGCACUCCAGACCUCAAAUAGCAGUAGUUGUAGUAGCUGUUCAGAAUGAGUUGGAUCUUCUUAGUCCAUCGCGCAAGUUGUAUCCCUUCUUGCACUAAUGGAUUAUACCUAAUCUGUGGAAUGAUCCAAUUGCUGCCAAAUGGGACCAUAACUUGAGCUGAUGGUGUUGAUUAAUCAUGAACACUAGUCAGUAUUCCAGUCACAGUGAAGUGGCAGUCUUUAUCUUCUGUAAUGUGACAUAUUUCUGAGUGAACCAGUUCUUUUAGAUUUGAUUUGUGCCAUUUAAAACAUGACUAUGCCAAUUAUAUACAGUUUAUCACAUAGUUGAAACAUGUUUGUUAAAUAUAAAAUUCCAAGUAUGAGAUGUGAACUGUUCCAGGAAUACAUUUAAUUUGUGUAAAAUGUGUGUGAAUGAUAACUUUGGUGAUUUGAGUGACCUUACCAGUGCUGUGACAUAAAGAUGAAAUAUGAAUAGGGAACACAAUGUUACAUAUCACUUAUUUUUCUACUAAAUAAAGAUCUUUAUUCAAA
Morone saxatilis (striped sea-bass) is the source of this 2677-nucleotide messenger RNA. It is a transcript of the gene smpdl3a, whose product is annotated as sphingomyelin phosphodiesterase acid like 3A. Lineage: Eukaryota; Metazoa; Chordata; Actinopteri; Moronidae. Gene Ontology annotation, biological process: sphingomyelin catabolic process. Bases 5 to 1417 code for a protein of 470 amino acids. The record is from RefSeq and is a predicted model, not a curated record. The transcript has 8 exons. Gene Ontology annotation, molecular function: sphingomyelin phosphodiesterase activity.